This is a messenger RNA of Panicum hallii, 5118 nucleotides long. RefSeq names its product probable disease resistance protein At1g61300. Gene Ontology annotation, molecular function: ADP binding. NCBI's taxonomy places the organism in Eukaryota, Viridiplantae, Streptophyta, Magnoliopsida, Poales, Poaceae. The record is from RefSeq and is a predicted model, not a curated record. The coding region runs from base 2190 to 4841 and encodes 883 amino acids. The transcript has 2 exons.
CCUCUUUUCUAGUUUUUUUUCCCGAAAGGACGGCAGGAGACUUGCCGAAUUUUUAUCAGAUGGAAAGAGAAAGAACAACAACCAAGAAAAGUUUCAAAAUUAUAACUGCACUUACUCCGACUACACACCACCUCCACUCAGAAGAAACCACCACACAAGCGGCAUAAGCAGCAAACUGAAGAAACCACAACGCGAAAACAAGAAGAGACACCACUAUGAGGAGGGUGCGAUAGUGUCUAACUCCGGCGUGUGCGCCAAGUGCAUCGUGGUGGACGCGCGCCACCACAUGCUCGGCCGCCUAUCCUCGAUCAUCGCCAAGGAGCUGCUCAACGACCAGAAGGUCGUUGUAGUCCACUACGAGGAGAUCUGACUCUCCGUGGGCCUAGCCCGCCAUGAAGUCAUCUGAGAUACUGCCCACCCACCUGGUGGCCAUAGGGUUUUCCAAGGCCUCACCCUUGUCCUCUGGGAGACGGGGCGUACGGUCCGGAUCUGACAGCUGGGGCCGUGGUCUCCGGACCUCCCCCUGAGCUCGUAUAGGUCCGGCGCCCCCUACGUGCCCGUGCCCCUGAGGGCAAAAUACUUGGGGAUGGCCUCCACAGGCCCGGACCCCCCAGGGGUCCGGCGCCGCCACAUGUGGGAGCCAGAUCUCUAUAGGCCUGUCUCUCCAACUGGCCACGGGGGCCCGGACCCUCCUAUUUUCUCCGGGAAAGGGUCCGGCGCCGCCACAUGCCACCAAGGUGACGACUCCAGGUGCCCAUGGCAGGAGGCCCCCCGCGGGACGCCAGCCCAACAACCGCAUUAAAUGCUAGUUGGUAGGCUGUGCGUGCCCAAGUCAAAGCAUGGUCUGCCCAACUGACACCACGGUAAGCCCGCCUGUUACCAAGGCGGCGCGUCACUGUACUCUGCCCGUGGGCAGACGGCGUCUAGUCAUAUCAAGGCGCCGCGCGCUGCGUGCGUGAGUAAUGAUGGCCUGCUACAGGUGUGCUGAGGCGUGCGCCACAACAGUGCGCGCGGAGGCGACGGCGCGGCAGGGUCAGCGCUGCUUCUUCGUGUGUCAGAGGGUCUUGACCCAACAUUGGCAGCAUGGCUUCCACUUUUGGGUAACACUGACAGCAGUCACUGUGCUGGCAAGGCGGCACAUGGCCAUAUCCUGGCUGUAGAUACGCACAUCAACUUCCCGAUAGAGAGGACUACGGAGAGGAGCUGGAGAUGAAGAUCUCCAUAUCUCUCGUAGAACAGGCUCCUGUUGGCCGGGCCCACUUGUCGGGACCCUGCUCAGUGUAAGCACCUCCCUUGGACUAUAAAAGGGAGAGUGUACUCGUUAGAAGGGCGGACAUCUCAAGUUCUAUUCAGGCUUUCACAAUCAAUACAACACUCAAGUGGACGUAGGGUGUUACGCUCCGGCGGCCCGAACCACUCUAAAAUCCUUGUGUCUUUCCUGCGUUCAUCCUCCCAUCGAUCAAGCGUUCCUAGGUCUCCCCCCAAACUCUUCCUUAAUUAGAAUUAGGCUGGUGCAUUCCGCCACCCGGCUGCAGAUUUCCUCCGACAAUGUAUGAUGUACUGUAGGAACCAAUUUUCCUCUUCCCCUCAAAUUUACGAUAUCACUUUUCUGAGUUUUCUACCCUUCGAUUAGAGAUACUUAACCAAAUCAAGGAGACACCAUAAUUAAAAAAAACUUGUAUUAACAAUACAAAUAUAGUUUUCGCGGUGGCGGAACCGGAUAGAAAAUCCAAGAGGGGCAGACAAACAUAUGGAAUAGUCAAUUUCAUCCUCAAAUUUUCUGCCGAAACUUAACUUCGUCCCUAAACUUUUAAAACAACAAUUUUAAUCCUCAAACUUCUCCAUCCGGCUCAAUUUAAUCCUCAAACGUGGCAUGCCAUGUUGGCACGCUUUGUCACAUCUAGUCAGCUAUGGUUCAUAAAAAAAUUAACAUUUCUAUAAAUUUGAUCAUCAUAAAAGUUCUGCUUUUAGUUUUGCAUUGAUUUUCUGAUGAAAUUUGAUCUACUUUCAUCAACAAAUUAUAUACUAUAUGCAUUGGUUUUUUUUUUGUUGAGGGGGGCCAUGGCCCCUGCCAGCCCCCCCUCAGUUCCGCCUGUUUUGUCCUCCAUCCAAGCGCAUGAAUUGGCACUUGGUAAACUUGACCAGACUAACUCAGGAACUAUAGUUGACAAUACAGGAGAAACGGUAUAAUGGCAUCCUAUUGUUGCUUCCGGAAGCCAAGGCAACCAAGUAAUAUGCCAGUGCUGCAAAUUAAUCACGGAGAGUUGAUUUCGUUUCAAGGUAUGCUCGGGCUGCUUGGUCGUCCAGGUGUUGGAGUAGUUGUCAUCCAAGGUAUAGGUGGUUCUGGAAAGACAUGGGCUGCAAAGGCUCUAUACCGAGCGGCAAAGACCUCAAAUCUCUUCGAUGAAUAUAUCUGGGUUUCAUUGUCAAUAAAUUGUAGCAUGAGAAAGUGUUUCAACAAGAUUGCAGCAUCUUUAUCAUGUAAGACCAGAGACGGCUUGUCCGUAGAAAGCACUAGGGCUAUAAUAAAGGAAUAUCUCACGCCACGGAAGUUCCUACUAGUUCUUGAUAAUGCUCAUUUCACUGAAGAAAGUAUCUUAGAGUACCUGGGAGUUCCUGAUCCUCGACAACAAAGGCUUGGCUCAAAAAUCUUUGUGACUACAAGAACUGGGAGAGCACGGAGUGUCAUGCUGCCAAAUAUAGAGAUAAUGCCACAACCACUCACUUAUGAGGAGUCAUACGACCUACUGCGCGAGAAGAUUGGAAAAGAUAUCAGCUUUGCGCAUGACUUAAUCAGCUAUUGCUAUGGCAUCCCACUCAUAAUCAUCCUAUUGGCUGGGGCACUGUAUGAUGCACCUACGGAAGAGACAUUUAGUGAGUUGGUCGCAAAUGCGCAUGCUGCUCUAUCAACCAAGACAUCAUUUUUCAACACGAUGCAGUGCAUGGUGAAAUUUGGGUAUCAUCAGCUUCCUAGUGAUAAUGUGCGACACUGCUUGCUCUACUGUUUAAUCUUCCCAGACGAUCAAGGAAUUUCAGUCAAAGAGUUAAUUUGGUACUGGAUAAUGGAUGGUCUACUCCAAGAAGCUGUUGGUUUUGAUGAGGCUAACCACAUUGGUAAGGAAAUUCUUGAUGUCCUCAUAAAGCAUGGUAUGGUAUAUUUGGAUGAUAAUGAUCACGUACACAUGCAUAAUAUGAUUAGGGAGACUGUGUCAAGAUUUGGAAAGGAUAUGGGUUACAAAGAGCAAAGUUACCAGUAUUUUAGCAAUCCUAUUGUCAAAUUAGAGCAUCUUUCAAAGUAUAGCGAUAGAGUUUCGUUAAUGGACACUGAAGUGGAAUAUCUCCGCGGAAGUCCAAAGUGCUUACAUAUUUCAUCAUUACUUUUAAGAGGAAACUAUCUUUUGAAAGCUAUAUCAGAUGAAUUCUUUAACCAAAUGGCGGGAACACUGCAGAUACUAGACCUGUCAUUUACUCGAAAUGAAGUGUUGCCGCAUUCUAUCUCCUAUUUGAUUAGGCUGAGAAUGUUGUUACUGAUUGGUUGUGAUCAUUUGCAAGAAAUUCGAUACAUAGCUCCACUGGAACGGCUGGAGGUGCUGGAUGCUUCAGGUUGUAGUUCUCUGAAGAGUGUAGAGUCUGGGUCAUUUGACCGUAUGGUGUUUCUCAAGGUCCUUGACCUCUCUGCCACUUCCAUCACUUCCUUGACAUCAAUUCCAGUAUCUAUGGAGCUUCGCCACAUCAAUCUACAGGGUUGCCCAUUUCUGGGAUCUGAGGCCCCUUAUGGAGUGUCAAAAGACGGUGGUAUACGGAACCUGCAGCUUGGCAGUAUUGAAGAUCUAGCGGCUUGGAUGGGCAUGCUAUGGUUACCUUGUGGACUGACUUUCCAGCUCUCUGAUAGGUUUGGCAUGAAAGUAUCACUUGAUGCCAACAGGGAUAGUAAUUCAUAUGUUUAUGCCAGUGAUACCUAUUUUUUAAAAUGCUUGGGAGAAGAUUCUCCACUGUGGUAUAACUGUUUUCAGAAGUUUCAAAUUGUCAUCUCCCCUUCGAUGGAUAGCGAAACCAUGGACACUGAUGGCCAAGUAAGAAAUACAGAUUCCAUCUUUGAGAAUUCGUACUUUAGGGCAAAGCACUUCACAUAUUCCACUGAUCCCACGAGAUAUCUGGAAAUAAAUGGUACUGUUGGUGUUCCAUCUGAUCUUGAUGGUAUUCUGUGUCAUGCUGAGCUGAUAUUGUUAAAGAGAUUAGUUAUGACCACCAGAUUCUCUGAUCUGAUUGUUAGAAGUAUGGCAGCAGUAAGAGAACUCUGGCUAGAAAAUUGUGACCACCUGGAGAGUCUUCUGUCAGCAGACGAAGUUCAGGCACUGUCUACGGUAGGCAAUUUAUCAUCCUUAUGCAAAGGGGUGGAAGAUGUGACUAGUUUCAGUUGUCUGAAGCACUUGCUCCUCUAUUGCUGUCCAAAACUACUCUACCUAUUCCCUUCGGCGCUACACUUUCCGAACCUUAAAACAUUGCAUAUAAGAUUUUGCGACGUUUUGAAGAGGGUAUUUGACAGCUCGGUCUUGGGAGAGGACACUCUUCCAAGGUUGCAGUCGCUGCAACUGUGGGAGCUCCCUGAGCUAACCUGUGUGUGUGGUGGAGUCUUGCCAUCUCUGAAGAACCUCAAGGUGAGAGGCUGCGCAAAACUGAGGAAAAUUCCUGUUAGUGUGAAUGAAAAUAGCCCGUUUGUAACUACUACCGGGGAGCAGUUGUGGUGGGACAGUUUAUUAUGGGAUGACGAAACCAUCAAGCGUUGGUUGCUGUUCAGAAAUUGGGGGCCCUUGCUACCUCAUCUUGCAACUGAAGGAUGAAGAUAUACACAUAUACAUGUGUUUCAGAAGCUUUUUUUUUUAACACUAGUUUCAGAAGCAUUUGUCAGUCAUUCUACGGUUUCUCAGACCAACAUGUUUUUUGGUCUGACCUUCCUAUAUGUCAUGGUUGGUACACGGCUCGUGCAACUUUCUGAAUUGAUCUUGUAGCGAAAACCUGCUAUCUGGUUGUACCUUAAGUAAGUCUGUAAAAACACGAAGCAAACUGAGUUUGGCUCGGCGUGCUAGUAAUUGAACAAGGUUUAGCAACUUUCUGCUA